Dibothriocephalus latus is the source of this 741-nucleotide messenger RNA. The record is from the annotation of a GenBank genome assembly. Lineage: Eukaryota; Metazoa; Platyhelminthes; Cestoda; Diphyllobothriidea; Diphyllobothriidae.
AUGCAAGAAACGUUCCAAGAUUUAAUACGCCGUGACUUCUUUACAAAACUCCCCCUCGAUGCUUUGUUCCGUGUCAUGCAAAGUGAAGACUUGCAUGUUCAAACGGAGGAUCAGGUAGUCUUGGCGAUUUCGCAGUGGAUAGGUGCCCAAAAACAUGCUGAUGGAACGGAACGGCUUCCAGAACUGCUUCGCGAAAUUCGCUGGAAUGCUGUAUCCAAUGAAAUCCGGGGGCGUUUUGCGUCUGACGAAAAUUGGCUCAAAAUAUUCCCAUAUUUCGGCAAUUAUAUGAAAGAAUGUGAGUCCUGGUGCAGGAGCGCAGGCCAUCGUCUUACUCCCUCUCCGUUUAAUCAAAAAGCCAGAUUCUACAAUAAGAAAAUCACGCUUUUGGUGGGAUUUGAAAGCCAUCUCCCUUCGCCAAAAUAUACAUUCGCGGUCCAUGAUGUGAGUAAACCGAGGGAGAACAAGAUUAUUUGUGAAAUAAAGGGUCGUAGGUACGCGUCGACCAUUGCUUUUCGGGACAAGAUAGCGAUUAUUGGUGGUUACAAACGCCAUCCGUCCAAUGCGGUAACGAUUUUCGAUGUGCCAACCCAAAGGAUGAAACCGGCUGCUCCAAUGACUGUUGCCCGGACUGAGUGUUCCGCUGCGCGAUGUGGUGACUUUAUCGUGGUGUUUGGAGGAAAAGAUGCAAUGCGGAGAAACCAUGCUACUUGUGAACUGUUUAGGCCUUUGAAAAACGAGUAA